Molecule: messenger RNA, 1134 nt
Organism: Humulus lupulus (European hop)
Lineage: Eukaryota; Viridiplantae; Streptophyta; Magnoliopsida; Rosales; Cannabaceae
Exons: 2
Coding region: 1-1134 (377 amino acids)
Source: RefSeq, a predicted model, not a curated record
AUGGUAGAAUUCAAGGGCAUUAAGGGAGGCAAACAUCUUAGGCAAGGAGAUCCAAUCUCUCCUAUGCUCUUUGUUAUUGUGGACUACCUUACCCGGAUGUUGAUCAAAGCUUCCAAGGAGAAAGAUUUCAGAUUUCAUCCUAUGUGUAAAUCUCUUAACCUUGUUAAUCUUUGCUUUGUUGAUGAUCUUCUUAUUUUUUGCAAAGUUAACACUAAGUCUGUGCAAAUUCUUCAAAGAGUGUCUGCUGAGUUUAAAUUGUCUUUGGGUUUGUCUAUCAACCAUAAUAAAUCUCACCUCUAUUUUGUAGGGUUGUCUAAAGAUGCUAAAGCUCCUAUUCUGAAGUGUACUAAUCCGCUAAAGUACCUUGGAGUUCCGCUUAGGCCCACCAAAUGUAAGGCCACCGAUUGUGACAUUAUCCUUAAGAAGAUUAGGUUGCAUCUUAAUGCGUGGGCCAGUCGUAAUCUUUCGUAUGUUGGUCGGACUCAGCUGGUUCAUUCUGUUUUGCUGGGGAUCCGGAACUAUUGGAUGAGUGUAUUUUUGUUGCCUCAGAGUGUGGUUAGAGAAAUUGAUCGUCUUUGUAGAAAUUUCUUGUGGGGUGAGAAGGGUUCCUGUAGUAAAUUCCAUCUUUCUUCUUGGGAGCAUGUUUGUCGUGUGAAGGCUUAUGGUGGGCUGGGGUUUGGAGAGGAGCUAGCUUGGAAUAAGAUUUUACUUGCUAAAUUCAUUUGGGCUAUUUCUUCUAAGCAGGACCAACUGUGGGUGAAAUGGGUGAACUGUAUUUAUUUAAAAGGGGCUCACCUUUGGGAAUGUAUAUUGAAACAAGAUGCUAAUUGGUAUUGGAGGAAGCUUAUUAAGCUUUAUAGAUCUGUGUUUGGUCCUGUUUUGGAAGCUGCUGAAGUGCAUGGUAAACUUCAGUUGGGCAAGCUCUACACUCAUUUUCUUCUAGGCGAGAAGGUGGUGGCCGUCGCUCUUGCUGCUACCAUCUAUUAUCUUUGGUUAAAUAGGAACAAGUGUUGCUUUGAUAAUAGCUGCUUUUCUCCCUCUAAAAUAGAUAACUUGAUUCGGUUUACUGUUAAAGCUAGAGUGCUUAAUAUUAAUUCUAGGAAGUUUUCUUCUAGAGAAAGAGGAAAAUGUUAG